Otolemur garnettii (small-eared galago) is the source of this 4165-nucleotide messenger RNA. It is a transcript of the gene TLE1, whose product is annotated as transducin like enhancer of split 1. Gene Ontology annotation, cellular component: nucleus; transcription regulator complex. Gene Ontology annotation, biological process: negative regulation of canonical Wnt signaling pathway; regulation of DNA-templated transcription. The record is from RefSeq and is a predicted model, not a curated record. The transcript has 21 exons. NCBI's taxonomy places the organism in Eukaryota, Metazoa, Chordata, Mammalia, Primates, Galagidae. Gene Ontology annotation, molecular function: transcription corepressor activity; protein binding. The coding region runs from base 1208 to 3652 and encodes 814 amino acids.
CGGCGGUGGUGGGAGCGGCGGCUGCAGGAGCAGCAGCAGCGGCGGGUACCCCGUGUCCCGCGUCCCUAAGGCAGUCAACUGCUCCACCCCCGUCCCCGCACGGCCGGGCGGGACCCGCGCCACCAGCUCGGACCUCGGCUGUCCCACGGCGACUAAAAAUCUUUUGGCCCAGCCGCGGUGACUACUCCAGACUCGCCUGCGGAGUUUGCUGGUUCAAGAAGGAGGCCGAGCGGCGGAGCGUACUUCUCUCCACCAUCUCGUAGAUGUCGUCCAUCGCGUCGUGAGAGAACUUUGCAGGGGGGCUGGAGCGUCCUUUGCAGAGAGGCAGGCGUAGGAAAGGAAAGAAAGACGACCGAGGAGGAAAGGUCCGGAACGGCCAGGUCGGCCGUGCGGGACCAGUGCGCUCGGGGCGCUACGCCCUGAUGCGCCCCGGGCUCGCGGAGCAGCGGGAGGCUUCGGGACUGCCUUCCAUGGAGUAGCCCCGUCGGGCCAGGAGGGUUUGUGCAACCGCGGAGAACAUCGAGUGCUGGUCGCACGGGGCGUGCCGAGCCGCCUCCCGGCGCGCCCUCCGCACUUUCCCCCCUUCGUCAUCCUUCGCUCCCCGGCCCGGAGCCUCCGCUGCGGCUUCUCUCUCUCUCUCCCCGCCGCGUUUUGGAUCCCGCGGGGGUCGGUCCCGAAACCACUGGGUUUGUUUGUGUGGGGUUAGUCAGGCCGCCGCUCCACCUGCACCUCGCCAGCCGCCGCCACGGGGAACACCCAGCGGGGAAGCAAACCAAGGGUAUAGCGAAGAAAAGCUGCCCGCUAGGAUUUGUUUGCCCAGGACGGGCGCUGCGCACGUCCACCGCCGAGGGGAGUGCUGCGGAGGCACCUCGCCCCCACCGCCCGCCCCGGAGACUGAGGCUCGCGUGUUGGAGUGGAGUCCCGAGCGCCGGCGUCGCGGCUCAGGUUCUUGGAGUAUCUGGGCCUGGGGCGCCCUGAGAUGUGGCCCUGAGGGCAGGAGCCGGCACCGACGGUAGCAGGAGCAGAAGUCGGGGGCGCGAGUGGCCGCUGCGUGGGGCCGAGCGCGCCUGUGUGCGUGGCCUGCGCGUCCCCUGGAUUCCGCGCUUUUGCUUAGUUCCCGGCUUAAUUUUCCUCGGCGGGAUUAAAGUUGGAAAUUGAGCGAAGAAUUGAAUUGCCGGGGAGCAGAGCCGCGGCCGCCGCCAGAGCGAUGUUCCCGCAGAGCCGGCACCCGACGCCGCACCAGGCUGCAGGCCAGCCCUUCAAGUUCACUAUCCCGGAAUCCCUGGACCGGAUUAAAGAGGAAUUCCAGUUCCUGCAGGCACAGUAUCACAGCCUUAAAUUGGAAUGUGAGAAACUGGCAAGUGAAAAGACAGAAAUGCAGAGGCACUAUGUGAUGUACUAUGAAAUGUCAUAUGGAUUAAACAUUGAAAUGCAUAAACAGACCGAAAUCGCCAAGAGAUUGAAUACGAUUUGUGCACAAGUCAUCCCAUUUCUGUCUCAGGAACAUCAACAACAGGUGGCCCAGGCUGUCGAACGUGCCAAACAGGUGACCAUGGCAGAGCUGAAUGCCAUCAUCGGGGUACGUGGCCUACCAGGUCUACCUCCUACACAGCAGCAGUUGCAAGCCCAGCAUCUUUCUCACGGCCACGGACCCCCAGUGCCCCUAACGCCUCACCCUUCGGGACUUCAGCCUCCUGGAAUCCCGCCCCUCGGGGGUAGUGCUGGCCUUCUCGCGCUGUCUAGUGCUCUGAGUGGGCAGUCUCACUUGGCAAUAAAAGAUGACAAGAAGCACCACGAUGCCGAGCACCACAGAGACAGAGAGCCGGGCACAAGUAAUUCCCUCCUGGUCCCAGACAGUCUAAGAGGCACAGAUAAACGCAGAAAUGGGCCUGAAUUUUCCAACGACAUCAAGAAAAGGAAGGUGGAUGAUAAGGACUCCAGCCAUUAUGACAGUGAUGGUGACAAAAGUGAUGACAACUUAGUUGUGGAUGUGUCUAAUGAGGACCCUUCUUCUCCACGAGCAAGUCCUGCCCAUUCGCCUCGGGAAAACGGAAUUGACAAAAACCGCCUGCUAAAGAAAGAUGCUUCUAGCAGCCCAGCUUCCACUGCCUCCUCGGGAAGUUCUGCUUCUUUGAAAUCCAAAGAAAUGAGCUUGCAUGAAAAAGCCAGCACGCCUGUUCUGAAAUCCAGCACACCAACGCCUCGGAGCGACAUGCCAACGCCAGGCACCAGCGCCACUCCAGGACUCCGUCCAGGCCUCGGCAAGCCUCCAGCCGUGGACCCCCUCGUUAACCAAGCGGGAUUGGGUUUUCAUUUGGAAUUGGUACCAGGGAAUGGAAAGUUCGGACUGAAGGAGAAAUCUUGGAUUUUAUCAAGAAAAUCUUCUUUUGAGAUUAAGUCAGCAGCCGGUUUGAGGACACCCCUGGCAGUUCCUGGCCCGUACCCCGCUCCUUUUGGGAUGGUCCCCCAUGCAGGCAUGAAUGGCGAGCUGACCAGCCCCGGUGCCGCGUAUGCCAGUUUGCACAACAUGUCUCCCCAGAUGAGCGCUGCCGCGGCCGCGGCUGCCGUGGUGGCCUACGGGCGCUCCCCGAUGGUGGGGUUUGACCCUCCCCCUCACAUGAGAGUUCCUGCCAUCCCUCCAAACCUGGCGGGGAUCCCUGGGGGGAAGCCUGCAUACUCCUUCCACGUCACUGCAGAUGGUCAGAUGCAGCCUGUCCCUUUUCCUCCCGACGCCCUCAUUGGACCCGGAAUCCCCCGACACGCUCGCCAGAUCAACACUCUCAACCACGGAGAAGUGGUGUGUGCAGUGACCAUCAGCAACCCCACGAGACACGUGUACACGGGUGGGAAGGGCUGCGUCAAGGUCUGGGACAUCAGCCACCCUGGCAAUAAGAGUCCUGUCUCUCAGCUCGACUGUCUGAACAGAGACAACUACAUCCGUUCCUGUAAAUUGCUCCCUGAUGGCUGCACUCUCAUAGUUGGAGGGGAAGCCAGCACUCUGUCCAUUUGGGACCUGGCGGCUCCAACCCCACGCAUCAAGGCAGAGCUGACAUCCUCAGCCCCCGCCUGCUAUGCCCUGGCCAUCAGCCCCGACUCCAAGGUCUGCUUCUCGUGCUGCAGUGACGGCAAUAUCGCUGUGUGGGAUCUGCACAACCAGACGCUGGUGAGGCAAUUCCAGGGCCACACAGACGGAGCCAGCUGUAUUGACAUUUCCAAUGAUGGCACCAAGCUCUGGACAGGCGGCCUGGACAACACGGUCAGGUCCUGGGACCUGCGUGAGGGCCGGCAGCUGCAACAGCACGACUUCACCUCCCAGAUCUUCUCCCUGGGAUACUGCCCCACCGGGGAGUGGCUGGCCGUGGGCAUGGAGAGCAGCAAUGUGGAGGUGCUGCACGUGAACAAGCCUGACAAGUACCAGCUGCACCUCCACGAGAGCUGUGUGCUGUCCCUGAAAUUCGCUUAUUGUGGUAAAUGGUUUGUGAGUACUGGAAAAGAUAACCUCCUCAAUGCCUGGCGGACCCCCUAUGGAGCCAGCAUAUUCCAGUCCAAAGAGUCCUCGUCGGUGCUGAGCUGUGACAUCUCUGUGGAUGAUAAGUACAUCGUCACUGGCUCAGGGGACAAGAAGGCUACAGUCUAUGAAGUCAUCUACUGAAAACAUUAUGUGGUUUAACAUUUAUAGUUGAAUUGGGCCAAAAUGUUUUGAAUUUGUAGAAAUAGAAAAGUUGUAACUUUAAAAGAAAAAAAAAACACAUAGAAAAACCUGUUUCCAAACCUUGACACAAAACUACUUUGAGUCUACAAAGACUUGUCAACAAGUACAUCAGCAGAAGGUCACCUGUCUACCUAGACCAGAUGGAGCGCCGAGGCCAAGCGGACAGAGGGCCAAGGGUUGUGGGGUGGAGGGACGGCAUCCGCUGACCUGUGUCAGAGCCCGUUCUUCCCAGGUGAUCUGUCGAUCAUGCCUUGCCCGAGUGUGAGAUUACCUUUCUGUUCCUUGCAGUUCACCUCACGUUCUGUCCUUUGUAGAGCAGUGGUGUCUCCAAUGAACUUGUUUCCUGGUUUUGCAUCUUGUGAAAUGUUUUUUUGUAUUUUUGUUGAAGGUUAAACAUUUGUAUAAAUUGUAAAUAUAUUUGGUUUAUUACAGUAAAGGCUUUAGUACCAAUAA